Molecule: messenger RNA, 2246 nt
Organism: Paramecium sonneborni
Lineage: Eukaryota; Ciliophora; Oligohymenophorea; Peniculida; Parameciidae
Source: the annotation of a GenBank genome assembly
AUGCACUUUCCUUUGACCUUGGAAUAUCCAUUGAUGUUUUAUUCUGAAGUAUCAGAAAAUUAAGGACUAUGGCUUGAAACAUAACAAUUAGUUAUAAGAAUACCUCGUAGUUGGGAUCUAGAUGGAAAUGUAAAUGACUAUAAAAUUCUUGGAAUGGGAUUAGCAUCUUAAGAAUUCCGUGAAAGUGAACUCAAUACUGUUCAAUAUAUUGUGGCUGAUCAUACAACAGAUUUACACUACUGUGCCAAAUUUUAUAAUUUUACUAAAAAACCUUUCCUUCUUGAAAAUCCUCGAUUCAAAACCAAAGCAUAUGAAUAUAUCUUUUUUAAAAGAAAAGAUUCCUCAGAUAAUCUUUUGUUAGACAUUAUUGGACUAUCCAAAAGAGAAAGUGAUCUUGAUCGCAAAAUGAGCUUUAUCCUACAAUAAUUACUCUUUGAAUCUAGAUAUUCAGAAAUUGGAAUCAAAAAAUAAGUUGAAGAUGCUAUUGAAAAUAUAUUUUAUAAAUCUCUCAAGAAAAUGAUUCUACUCUUAGGAAGAAAACAUCAUAUAGAAUAUGAAUCCAUGUAUGAAUUAACUAGAAAAGUAGUUUAGUGGAACAAUUACACAUUACAACCAGAUGAAAUUGCUUCUAUUGUCUACAAAACUUUUAUUAGUUAAAGUCUCUUCCCUUUUUAUUGUGAAAUCAACACUAUGAAUGAUAGCUAUAUCAAAUUAAAAUUACUUAGCCUAAUCACUAAUUCUGAAAUAUUGCCUUGGUCUCCUAAAUUCCAUGCAUCUCUAGGUAUGCCUCAUCCAAUAUUAUAAAAGCUCUCGGGAACUAUCAUUACAGCUUUACUCCCAAUGACCUUUUUAAUUUAAGAACACUUAACACUCGUACAUUUCAUUAAGGAUUUCAUUAUAUUCGACUUAGAAUCUUAGAUUUCUUUCCCUUAGAUUCAUGGGUUGAAGAAGUUUCUAAAUUCUUUAUCUAAAAUCUAGAUACUAUGCUAUGCUAUAUUUAAACCAAGAUGCCCAACUAUUAAAGUUAAUCAUCCAUAAAAAAAUAAAAUUAUGAUUUCUAAUCUCAUUCCAAUAGUUCUAUAUUAGAUAUCAAAGAACCUUUAAUUAAAGAAGAACAAAAAGAAACUGAAUUGAUUUAAGAACAAAUUAAUAAAAUUUCAUCAAGUUUUAAUGGUCUAACUAACUGUUCAGAAUAAUUCAAAUUAUUACUUAAAACUGCAAUUAAGAAAAUUGAAAAUAUUCGUGAAGUUUAUGGAAUUGUAAUUCAUACUCCAUAGAUUAUUGAAUUAAAAAAUCGUAUUGCUAAUCAAUUUUACAAAAACUAUUCUUCUGAAAUUAACAGAAAUGGUAUUCUUGGUUAAUUUUGCUCUAUUAUCAUUGAAACAGAAUUAAGAAGUUAUUAAACAUGCGCUAAUAAUUGUUAGACUCCUGUAGCUGCUUUCAUAUAUCUUUUGUGUGAUACCUUCAGACCUUUUUCAGAAAUGCUAUGUGAAAAGACUAGUUUCCUUAGAUCUCUUUAAUAAUGUGGAUUUAAUAUCCUCAAUCAUAAAUAAAAUUCAUCUGCUUCAAAGAGUAGCUUUAUAGAUACAGAUAAUAAAUUAUUUUCUUAAUAUUUGGAUACUUAUUGUAAAUAUGCAUCCAAUCAAGAAUUUUAAUUGCUUGGAGAAUUAUUUAUUCAACCAGCAGUAUUGGAUUGUAGUUUAGAUUACUUUGGUUUUUAUAGUGAUGAACUAUCUGCGAAAUUUUUAAAGUGUAUCUAAAAAAUAGAUUUUGAACCUGAAUAAUUUUAAUAAAUUGAAAGAAAAAAUCGUCCUUAUCGUUUUUCCAAUUCAUAUAUUUUUAAUGAUUCUGAGGCUAGGGAUUUUGUUGAUGCAUUUGAUAAUUGUUCUAGAAGUACCAUUUACGCUUAAAAAUAAAAAGAAGUAACUUUAAUUGAAUACUUGUAAUAAUUUUUACACAACAAUCCUAAAUAAUAUACAAAAUCUAAAUUUAAUUUACAUUAUCUGCUUUAGUUUUUCUAGAAUUAGUUAAUUAAAUUGAAAUAAGAAGGGUUAAAAUAGGUGAAAACAAAACAUCGAAUUCAAGAUUACUUAGAAACAGUGUAUUAUUUCUACUUCAAUUCUAUUCGGUUAUAAAUAAAAUAAAAGCAAAGAGAAAAUACAUUAAGUUUAAUUGGAUUUGUUAUUGCUAAGGAUCUAAAUUAGCUUCAUUUAACCUAGCCUUAAAACAUAUAACUUCAAAUAUGA